CAUCCCUGCAGCUCUCAUCCCUCCAGUUCCAUCCCUCCACUUCCAUCCCUCCAGUUCCAUCCCUCCAGCCCUCAUCCCUCUGGCUCCCUGCGAAGGAGGAGCAGCAGCCGUGGGGAAGAUGAGCUGCCACAGGUACCCCGUGAAUGUGAAGGCUGUCGGCUUCAUGCAGUGCAGAAAGCAGAAGAACUACAUGAUGUUUGUGUCCUGGUCAGAUCAGAACAACAUUCUCAUCUACAGGACAUUUGAAGACUUUAAGAAAUUCCAUAAAGAGCUGAAGAGAAAAUUCCCCACUGAGAGUGGGUCACUGAGGAGUUUACCCAGGUUUAAAGGUAUAACUAUGCAGCAGAGGAAGGGUGGGAAGCUGAACAGGUGCCUGGAGAUCCUGAAACUGCUGGAAACAUAUUCCCAGGAGCUGCUGAAAACGGAUGUGAAAAUCUCCCAGGGGGAAGAGGUCAAUCAGUUUUUCAAGGCACAGACUCAAGACCUUGAUCCCUCCUUCCCUGAAAACAGUGUUGUGAUCAUGCCAUCAGUGUUCAGAAGGGAGAAGAACCCCCAGCCCCUCUCCAUCACCCUCCCUCAGGCGUCGCAGAGCUACCGCUGCAUCGAGGCCUUUGAAACCAAAGACACAAAGAACAAACCCUUCACUGUGGCUCAGAAGGAGAUUGUGGAAGUGCUAAUCAAGGACAUGACUGGCUGGUGGCUGGUGGAAAAUGCAGACAAGCAGAUAGCCUGGUUCCCAGCCUCGUACCUGGAAGAGCUUGAUGCCUGUGAGGACAUUCAGACUGCUCUCAGCUCAAACGAGGAGGGCAGCCUGUACUUUGUGGUGCAGGCCUACGAGGCUCAGAAGGCAGACGAGCUCUCGCUGAACCAGGGGGUGGUUGUGGAGGUGCUCAGGAGAUCCCACGACGGCUGGUGGCUGAUCAGGUACAAUGGCUGCACUGGCUACAUGCCGUCGCUGUGCCUCAGGCCGUACCAGAACCCUCACCACAAGCUGCAGACCAUGCUGAGCUGCAUGAACGCCUCCACGCCCAACCUGCGCUCCCCAGAGCCCGUGCCCCGGCCCGGCCCGGCCCCGGCGGGGCUCAGCAGCUCUCACAGAAGCAGAUCCUGCUCUCUGCCCAGGGCCAGCUCCACCCCACGGCUGCACCAGGAUCUGGACAGCUCUUUCCUGAGCUCGGGGAGCAGCAGUGCCGGGGACUGGAAGCCCGACUUGUCGCGAUCGCUGCCCGAGGUGGAGCAGGCCCGGAGCUCCGCUGGCCCGGCCCCGCGCAGCGGCAAAUCCCCGCAGCUCAGUGCCAGCCGCAGCAGCGACUCCGGCUUCGUGGAGUCCUCCUUGUCCCUCGCUGACCCCGAGCUGGCCACCGCUGUCCCCAAGGUGCCAGCCCGGCCCUCGGCCCACGAGAUCCUGCAGCGCUGCAGCACCGUCACCAAGCGCGCCCUGCAGCAAUCGGCCCCGCGGCCCGGCCUGCCCCUGCCCGGCCCCGGCAGGAGUUAAUGUCCCUGGGCAGGGGACACACAGCCCAGGGUCCCUGGGCAGGGGACACACAGCCCAGGGUCCUUGGGGAGGGAACACAGGGACAGCCCUGGCACCCCAGAGUCCCUGGAGAGGGGACACACAUGGGGACAGCCCUGGCACCCCCACUCGCUGGAGUCCCCUGGGAGCCGUGGGCAGCACCAGAGUCAGAGUUUGGGACUGUCCCUUCCUGAGGGACACAAACACAUCCAACCUCCCUGAGCAGCUUUAGGGUUGGGGACUGUCCCUUCCCAAGGGACACAAACACAUCCACAGCUCCCUGGGCAGUCUCAGGGUUGGGGACUAUCCUUUCCACAUCCACACCCCUCCUGCUGCAGCUUCCCCAGGGAGCUCCUGGGAGAGAACUGAACGAGGUCAGUUUUUGAUUUUUUUACUUUUGGUGUUGGUUUGGGGAUUUUUUUUUAUAGGUUAGUGGAGAGGCCAUGAAAUAAAGGAAGAGCUGGAUCUGCUGAAUAGUUGUGAGAAUAAAAAACCUGUUGGGGAGGAACCUCAUCCCUGUUCCCUCCAGCCAUGUCUGUGCAGGCACAGGAACACAACCAGGGGAGUCACAGCUUUUGUCCCAACAGGGAAUGGGAACAGGGAAUUUUCAUGGACAAAACAUUCCUCUUUCCAGGGGACUGGGUAGUUACUGAAACAACAAUUCUAAUCCUAAACUCUUCUGCUAGAAAUGAGUUAGAAAGAGAGUUAUAGGAAAAUUAAGACUUUUCUCUACACUGAUGGCUUUAAUUGUACUUGUUUUCCCAGGUAUCUGUUAAUAUUUUUAUAAGAACUUUUGAGUUUUUGUAUUGUUUGAAUUUUAUACAUUUG
Molecule: messenger RNA, 2341 nt
Organism: Oenanthe melanoleuca
Lineage: Eukaryota; Metazoa; Chordata; Aves; Passeriformes; Muscicapidae
Gene: NOXO1
Product: NADPH oxidase organizer 1
Exons: 8
Coding region: 119-1495 (458 amino acids)
Biological process (GO): superoxide anion generation
Molecular function (GO): superoxide-generating NADPH oxidase activator activity; phosphatidylinositol binding; protein binding
Source: RefSeq, a predicted model, not a curated record